This is a messenger RNA of Penicillium riverlandense, 1410 nucleotides long. Its product is annotated as T6SS phospholipase effector Tle1-like catalytic domain-containing protein. Lineage: Eukaryota; Fungi; Ascomycota; Eurotiomycetes; Eurotiales; Aspergillaceae. The record is from RefSeq and is a predicted model, not a curated record. The transcript has 2 exons. The coding region runs from base 1 to 1410 and encodes 469 amino acids.
AUGGUGAUGCGGCAAGCGGGAAAGGUAUCUGACACUGGGAUUGGUCAAAACAUUCGCGAGGGCUAUAGCUACCUCUGCAGCCACUAUAGGGAUGACAACGAUCAAAUCUACCUGAUAGGUUUCUCACGGGGCGCUUUCACCGUGAGAUAUGUUGCUAGCUUGAUCAACGACGUUGGCUGCCUGGCCCGGCCUACCGAUAACAUUGUGCGAGCUGUCUAUGGAUUGUGGCAGAAGGUGACAGAUUCAACAAAUGAUGAAAACCGCGGCCAGGCAGAAGCAAAAUUGAAGGAUUAUUGUCAGACGCUGGGCUCGAAUCGCCUCCGGUCCAAUGUUACUAUCAAGGCCUGUGCUGUCUGGGAUACUGGAGCCGCGAUAGGCUGGCCAGUUGCUAACAAGCCGAGAUUUGUUUCCGUCAACUCCAACUUGUGCAACAACAUCGAAUACGCCUACCAAGCCCUGGCACUGGAUGAGUUUCGCUUAAAAUUUAAGCCAAUAUUGUGGGCAAAAUCGACGCCUAAGCAGGUUUUGAAGCAAUGCUGGUUCUUGGGAUCUCAUAGCGAUGUUGGUGGCGGGUACCAGAACUGCGGCUACCCCAAUAUAUCGUUGAUCUGGAUGAUUACGCAGCUGUCCCGUUUACUCUCUUUCGAUAGAAAAACGAUCUGGGAACAGACUGACAAUGGACGGAUCCUUGAUGUCAAGGUACCUAAUUUUCGAAUGUCUCAAAGGAACGAAAUAGACGAUCCUUUGGCACCUGAAUUGGAAAUAUCAGAUGAAUCUGAGGAUGUUGGCAAUAGCCCAGCCCCAGAGUCCCGUGCACCGGAGCGGACGUACAGUGAACAGGUUUCCAUUAGACGGACGAGGGUUCACAAUUCUAUGGGAGGAAGAUCAUCGGCCUGGCGGCUUGCCGGCUCGACUGUGCGCAAACCGGGACUGCUUCGUGGAAGAGACGAUGACAAGCACCAACGGAAUGGCUCUGUGACACCAUUUGAUGACGAAAAUCUUGACACGUCGUCGGGCACAGACUUCGGUGGUAAUGAGUUAAUGCAUAUCAAGGUGAGGCUGCUACCAGAAUUAGGUGUGCUGCCUCCAUGCCAGUCAAAAGGAAUGGCGAGAUUCUUAUCGCGCUUUCCAUACUUUUGGAGGGCCACGCAACCUAAUCUUCGAGCGCCGGCGGAGUGUUUCGCACUCAAGAAUUACAGAGUCACAAAAUUUCAACCACACCAAUGGCAGUGUAUCCGGCCUCCAAUGCUUCCUCAUCCUGUACCGGGAGACAUCACUUUCCAUUAUGGAACAACCAUACUACGCAGCUGGUUAGACAGGGACAUUUACUUUAAGGAGGCCAUUGGCGAUGACAAUUUCAUCAGGACCAUUGGCUUCCUGCCUGAUCCGGAAUCACUGGGCCCUCUCUGA